UACCCCUUUUUCCUUUCCUCUGUAAAUUUCUUUUACAAGAUUUCAUUUUGAAUUUCUUUUUGUUCUUCUUGGCAUGUGUUAAUCUUCGUAUUCUGUGCUUGCCUUUGGUUGUUUUAGCUAAACUAACGUGCCAUAGGAGAACAAAGUGUUCCUUUAAUAUAAUUAGCAUCAUAGAAACAAUGGUGAUUUUGCAAAAAUUUUAUGGUGGUUAUGUGUCUUCAUCUAAAGUUUUGGGGUUGUGGGGUGGGUAUAUGGACUCAAGAUUAUACUAUCUUGGCUAUUGAAACUAGAGGAAAUUAGGGAAAAGUAAUUCUUCUUUUUUACUUCCUCUUUUUGGUUUAACAUGUGGGCGGACUUACGUGUAAAGUAUUAAGACUUUUAUUAUUGAUCGAGCAGAUUUCAAGUUUGUGCUUUUAGAGUGCUAUCCUUCAUUUCAUUUCUUAGAGCCUAUUUGGAUGAACUAAUUUCAAGCCUUUGGAAAGAUAGGAAAUUAUAACAAUACAACCCCAGUGACAAAAUGUAUGAUUUUAAUUGUAAAAAAAUAAUUUAUAAUGCAUCUCUAAUAGCUGAUCGACUAAGAACGGAAGUUUUCAAAUGACAUCUAAAAAUCAAAAUUGAAAAUGGUCACAAAAAUGAGUAGCUGUUGAUGUGGAGAGAUGCUAUUCGUGUUGAGUAGCUGUUGAUGUGGAGAGAUGCUAUUCGUGUUUACUUGAACAGGCUAAAUAUAAUUUGUGUGUGCAAAUAGAUGGACUUCAAUUCAUUUGCAUUCAAGUGGAGCUUUAAGGCUUUAGUUAUUGUGCUAUUUUCCGGUUCCUCUAUAAGAAAAGAAAAAUAUUCUCAUUUGCCUUCUGCCUGUGGACUUUAUCGGUGUCUGUCUCUAGAUGUUGGGUGGUGUAACUUCUGUUUCCAUGUUCACCAAUCAAACUGCUAAUGGCUUUCAAAUUGCUUCUUUUUUGUUUGUUAGAUCUUCCAACCUGUCCAAGAAGUACUCAAUUCCACAACCUUUUUUCAAAAUUCCUGGCAUUAGGGAACAUAUUUUCCAAUUUGUAGCCAGUAAUAAUGGAAGCCUUGCCAGAAAGAACAUUGUCUUUGCUAUUCCAAAUGGAAAGGACGAUGCUGAAAAAGAAGGUUCAGAUUACUAUAUUGAUUAUCCAGUUGCCGUUGAUCGGAAACAAGAUAAGAAUUCUUGUGCGCCAGAGAUGGAAACAACUUUUUCCUUGUUGCCAUGUGGUGAGGGUACUCCUAAAAGUAAUGAGAUCAAUGGUAAGGAAGAUGGCUUACUUGCUAAGCUGAUUGCUGUUCAUUUGCAUGUACUGGCAAUGGAACAAUGGAACGCCUCCAAACUUAAAAUGUCCCACAAAAAUUACUUGGUCAGUGCGACAAACCUAAUUCAUUAUUUGGCAUUGAAAAGCCUUGACGUAGAGCAGCUUGAAGAAGAACUUUCUUCCAUUGGUCUCCUGAAUUUAGACACAAUUAAUCAACAUGUUCUUGCAAGUCUUUCUGCAGGCAUCCGGCUGUUAGAUAACUUGAAAUAUGAUUCUUCAAGUCGUACUGUCUCAUAUAGUGAAGGAAUCUCUUCAACCAAAAGUCUGGACAAACAAAUCAACGGGGAAUUUUCUAUUAGUACACUAAGGAGGAGGGCAUCCCAUACUGGAGACCUGUUAUUGGGCAGAUUGCCAGAGAAGAGAAAAACUCAUAUCAUGGUAACAGUGGGCCAAGAAGCUAUAGAAAGUGAAACACUAGUGAAAGAUCUUCUAAAUGCUGGAACUACAAUUGUUCGUAUCAACUGUGCCCAUGGAAGCCCUGAAAUUUGGAGUGAGAUCAUCAGAAGGGUGAAAAGAAGCUCUCAAAUCCUUGAAAAGCCUUGUCUAGUUCUCAUGGACUUAGCUGGGCCCAAGCUUCGAACUGGAACGCUGCAGCCCGGUCCAUGUGUCUUGAAAAUAUCUCCCAAGAAGAAUGCUUAUGGUCAAGUGAUAUGUCCUGCCCUAGUUUGGCUCUCAAGCCCAGGAGCUGGUUCUCCACCUGCCCAUGUAUCCCCUGAUGCUGUUCUACAUGUGGACGGUGAAGAACUUCUUAGUAAGCUGGAGCCGAAUGAUGUUGUGACAUUAUCUGAUGCUCGUGGAAAACAAAGGACACUGAAGAUCUUAAGCAAGUAUCCUGUUUUCUCCGGCAUUGGAUUUAUGGCUGAAUGCAGCAAGACUGCUUAUGUCAAGUCAGGUGCAAAAUUGUUUAUCAAGGACAAGAGAAAGAAAUUUUCAGCUGGACAUGUAGUAAACAUUCCUCCUCUCAAGCAAUUUAUCAGAUUAAGGGUUGGUGACUUGCUGUCUAUAUCACGAGAUAGUCAAAAUGAAGAAAACAAGUUGAAGUAUUCUUCCACUGGUGCUCACAGGAUAACCUGCUCAUCUGGAUAUGUUUUUGAUUCAGUGAAGCCCGGGGAACCAAUUUCUUUUGAUGAUGGGAAGAUAUGGGGUAUUAUUAAAGCAACUAGCACUUCCGAAAUUGUUGUAUCAAUCACCCAUGCAAGUCCUACAGGUAGUAAACUUGGGUCAGAGAAGUCCAUAAAUAUUCCACGGAGCAAUAUUCGGUAUGAAGGCCUCACUUUAAAGGACCUUAUAGAUCUCGACUUUGUGGCCGACCAUGCAAACAUGGUGGGGGUAUCAUUUGUCCGAGAUGUCAGUGACAUUCUACUGUUGUGCCAAGAACUUGAGAAGCGGAAAAGAGGGGACUUGGGGGUUGUUUUAAAGAUUGAGACAAAAGGAGGAUUUGAGAGAUUGCCGCUCCUACUACUGGAGGCAAUGAAAAUGCCAAAUCCUUUAGGCAUCAUGAUUGCCAGAGGAGAUCUUGCUGUAGAGUGUGGAUGGGAAAACAUGGCAUAUAUACAGGAGGAGAUAAUCUCCGUCUGCAAAGCUGCUCAUGUUCCUGUCAUUUGGGCAACACAGGUCCUGGAGUCGCUCGUCAAGUAUGGGGUGCCCACUAGAGCUGAGCUUACUGAUGUGGCAGACGGAAUGAGGACAAGUUGUAUCAUGUUGAACAAGGGUAAAUGCAUUGUGGAAGCUGUUGCUUUCUUACACAGAAUAUUGAGCGAUCACUCCAUGAAGCCAAAUGCGGAAUUUAAGCCUCUUGCUUUAUCCAGCCAUGACUCUUAGUGCUUUGACCGUACGAGUAGCUGCUGAUAUAUUCUCCCCACUCGUAUACAUCAAUAUUAAGCGAAACCAAACAAUUAGUAGUAGUUUACAAUCCUAUUAUCUUAACAGUUGAAGAACCAUGUGAGACCAGUGUUCAAAUCUAAACUAAGACAAAAAUACGAAGUGAUCUCUUUGUUUUCCCAAAUCUUUGGAGGUACUGCUAAUGUAAUUCUUGGUGCUUGUACUUGUAGAAGGUGGCAUGUAACUGGUGAAAUAGUCGAAGUAUGCGCAAGCUGGCCGAACACCGAUGUUAUCAAGACUUCUUCCUAACGGCACACUGUAUAUAAUCUUGAGAUGGCCAAUGUGAACAGUAAGUGGUAUCUGUUGAUGAAAUGCCAUUGCAUGGAACUGAGGAAUGGGCGGAUGCUUAAACAUAGGUGGAUGUGGGACACAGAAAGAAUAGAUUCAGGUGCUCCUGAGUCAAGAGACUCUUCUCCCUAAGUAGCAUUUUUGUAAAAAGUGAUUUUUUGUUUUUUAGAGAUGCCCUUGAUGAUUCAGAUCUACCCCUUGCAUCUUCAUCCUUUUGAAAGCCAAGACCAUUCUUUUA
Nicotiana tabacum (common tobacco) is the source of this 3732-nucleotide messenger RNA. Its product is annotated as plastidial pyruvate kinase 4, chloroplastic-like. Gene Ontology annotation, molecular function: magnesium ion binding; pyruvate kinase activity; potassium ion binding. NCBI's taxonomy places the organism in Eukaryota, Viridiplantae, Streptophyta, Magnoliopsida, Solanales, Solanaceae. Gene Ontology annotation, biological process: glycolytic process. The record is from RefSeq and is a predicted model, not a curated record.